Messenger RNA from Periophthalmus magnuspinnatus, 3886 nucleotides. RefSeq names its product cyclin J-like (gene ccnjl). Gene Ontology annotation, cellular component: nucleus; cyclin-dependent protein kinase holoenzyme complex; cytoplasm. The record is from RefSeq and is a predicted model, not a curated record. The coding region runs from base 298 to 1554 and encodes 418 amino acids. Lineage: Eukaryota; Metazoa; Chordata; Actinopteri; Gobiiformes; Gobiidae. Gene Ontology annotation, molecular function: cyclin-dependent protein serine/threonine kinase regulator activity. Gene Ontology annotation, biological process: regulation of cyclin-dependent protein serine/threonine kinase activity; mitotic cell cycle phase transition. The transcript is spliced from 6 exons.
GUGCAGAGGAGCAGAGUCAGAGGAGCAGAGUCAGAGGAGCAGAGAGCAGCGGAGAAAAGCUCCGGUUAAUCGGUGAAAAGUGCCCGGGGAAGGGUCCUCUGGGGUCGGCGCUGCUCGGGGGUCUGCUGCGGGUCCGCGGGGCUCGGGGUUUAUGCGCUGACCGCACAAAUCUGCGGCUUUUCCUCGUCGUUUAAAGAGGCUUUUGUAAAGUUGCGGCGCAGUUGAGGAGGAUGUGGGACUGAGACAAAGGGUCUGGGGCAUCCCGUCCGGGUAGAACUUGUUUUCCGGCUCUUCUGGAUGGGAAAGAUGGAGAGGGAGCUGCAUUGGUGGAAAGGACAGCUGGCUGCAGAUAUUCAUCAGUCGCUCCGCAUCAAGGAGCUGAAGUUGCCCGUGUACCGCGCCCACUCUCCUCAGAUCGGCAUGCGGCGGUACUUUGCCGACCUGUUGGCCAUCCUGAGUAAUCGGUACCAGCUGUGCCCGACGGCGCGCCACCUCGCCGUGUACCUGCUCGACCUGUUCAUGGACCACUACGACGUCGCAGUGAAGCAGCUGUACGUCAUCGCCCUCUCCUGUCUGCUCCUGGCCAGUAAAUUCGAGGAGAAGGAGGACCGCGUGCCCAAACUGGAGCAGCUCAACUCUCUGGGCUUCAUGUGCAGCCUGAACCUGACCCUGAACAAACGGGACCUGAUCAAAGCCGAGCUGCUUCUGCUCGAGACGUUCGGCUGGAACCUGUGCAUGCCCACGCCCGCCCACUUCAUCGACUACUACCUCCACGCCGCCGUGCAGGAGGGCGACCUGUACAACGGCUGGCCCCUGUCCUCCUUCUCCAAGACCAAGGCCUUUAUGGACAAGUACACACACUACUUCCUGGAGGUGUCGCUGCAGGACCACGCCUUCCUGAGCUUCCGGCCGUCUCAGGUCGCCGCCGCCUGCAUCGCCGCGUCUCGGAUUUGUCUCCAGAUCAGCCCGAGCUGGACCACGGCUCUGCACCUCCUCACGGGCUACACCUGGGACCACCUCACCCAGUGCAUUGAGCUCAUGCUGCUAGCCCAUGACAACGAUGUGAAGGAGGCGAAUAAGACCAAGUCCACACCUCCUCACAGGCCGGCGUCGCUGCAGCCUCAGCCCUCGUCUCAUCUGUCUCCUGUGUCUGCUGUUCAGAGACCCUCCUCCUCCUCCACCUCCUCCUCCACCGUCUCCACUCCACAGCUGCUCUUUCAGCCUGAUGCCUUCCCACAUAUUUCCCAGCAUUCCCCGUCACUGUCGCAGCUCCAGGCCUUGACUCCUGUGGUCAGUGUUUCUCAGGACUUCCUCCAAAACCACAGAAUGGGUCUGUUAACAGCAGCUCCGGUGGUGUCCCCCGCGCCCGCCUUUCCCUCGUACUCUGCCCUGAGCUCAGGCCUUCAGGCCGGCUCCAGGGGCCUCCCUCUGCAGGGGCCCCUGUCCGUGCAGAUGGCCCUGGCUACGGAGCCGCGACACUGUCUGAGCGUGGCCUACAGCGGGGGGUACCUGGGGGCCCACCACACCUUCACAGCGGGCUGCUUCGACAGGUGACGCCAGGAGACGGAGAGGGAGUGCGCCGCCGUGCUUCCGUCCCAAGUUCCAGCCAAAAACCCUUUCCCAGACCUCCUCUCUCUCUCCGUCAGCAGCUCUGCACCUUCAGCCCCCGCCGCCUCCGCUUUGUCCCAGAGACGCCUCAAACGUAAACAACGGGCCAAAGGUAAAACGGACGCAGUGGAAGUCAUCACUCUGACGUGAGGCUCCGCUGCGGCAGUGAAACUCUGUAAAGGCCAUAAGUCACUGUUUUAUCUGCAUCACUGUGAAUGAGAUGAACUUUGACCCUCCUCAUUCUGUGCCUCUCGGUUUGUCUGAGUCCAUCCUACAGCACGAUUCUGCUGUUUUUAUUUCCUCACCUCCAGGAUAAUUGUGAGACAAAAUGGAGCUGCUCAGUGCUCUUCGAAAUGAACUAGUCACUGAAAUCGACCUGAUGGUUCAUGACCACGUCCAACGAGAAGGACUCGCCCGAAAGAGGAUCACACAUGUUUCUUUUAACGUUUUAAUCUCCAAAGUUAAACUGAGAAUUUGGCGUUGCUAAAUUCCCAGCGAUCCCCAUGUCUCCAGCUUCGUUCAAAGAUCUGACUCCUCUCUGAUGUGACUGGACCCGUCGGUGAAGAAGACUUGUGUUUGUUCGUUGUACAGAUGAAAUGCUGCUGCCUUUAUGAACUGGUUCUGUCUGUGUUGACGAUGUUUACAUGAACCAUGAGUAUCAGGGACUAAAACACGAUUACUUGAAAACGAUGCCAUUGAACCAGACCAUAGCUUUUAUUUAUAAUGUCUUACUUUUCUUUUUUUUAUGUAGUUUAGAUUUUAAACCACGUGGGACAAACCAGUUCCUGUAGUUUUUGUUUGUAACUCUGUAUUUUCCAGCUCAGGUUAAAAGGGUAAAGACUCUUACUCUGUUGUGCUUUAAGUGGAUGCUUUUAUAAUGCAUCUGUGGGGGCUCUGGGUUCCCCCUUUUCAUCACUGGACCAUUACACCAGCUACUGACUGAAAACGACUCGCAAAGAUACUGUUUGAGUUCUUUUACUGAUGCUCGGAGGCCUGUCACGAUGAACACGUUUGAACCAGGAAAUAUCACGAUAAACGAUAAUGUUCAAAGUACUUUAUGAAACUGAAACAAAGCAGGAUAAUCCCAGUAAAAUGAUUUUGAAAUAGACAAAAGCGAUAAAAAAACCCCCAAAAAACAUGAGCUCCAACCAAUUAAAGGCCGAAUGAACUAAUAAUGAACUACAGAAGUGAUUUAUUCCAUUCUCUACAGCUCAAAUUGGACAUUAUUACGUCAAAAUGGCCGCCUGGAUCAAGAACACGCACCUAAAUCCUCCCCGUGUUCAAAUAAGCGUGAUUGACAGGUGGAUUAGCCAAUCAGGGACAGGCAUGGUCCGUCUGUGUCGGGGGAAAAAAUGAAGGAGAAAAAACAAAAUCACAGGGAGGAAUUCUGCAGAAUCAGUGAGAGAAGCACUAAACUUUACGACCAAUGAGCUGCUUCGUUUCACACGUGUCACUGAAAUAAACUGUUCUAAUUGGGCGAUGACGUUUGACCGGGAUCGAGAUGCAACAGAGGACGAGGGACCAGACUGACGUCCAUCUGUAUAAAAAAUACAGAGAGAGGUCAGUCUGGGUUUGCCCGGGAAUAAAAAAUGUCAAAAAUCUCCUCACUUAUCACAAAGAAAACGUCCACGGGGUAAAUUCUGAGUCAGUUCUGUCUUUCGUGUCUUGACGUCGAUGUCGUGGUGAUCGUGACAGGCCUCCACUUCACUCAUUUCGUUGAAUCUUCCUGGACACUGGACGUCUGCAUCAGUGCCUUUCCCCAUGACACCAGCUCAGAUUCACUAAACACACACUGAAGCACUCGUCUCUGCUUUUAGUUUGUACAGUUGAGUUUUUUCAUUCCUUUCCUCCAUUUCGUAGCUGUUUUUAGUAAACUCUAUUUUAUUUUUCUUAAGUCAUGGAUGAAUUCUCACUGAGGUGUCAAAAGUGCAAUACCUUCUGUCCUGUUCCGCCGGCCUCACUGUUUUGGAGCGCACCUCGGGUUCACAGUUUAACUUAUUUCUUCGGUGUGAUUUGGCUGUUCUGGUCUGAUCCUGGUGAUUAUGUUGCAUAUUGCAGCCGCCUCCAGUGAUGGACGGACCAAAUGCUUUUAUCUCGAGCUCGUUCCGCCGUUUUUUUACUCAACACACGACACUGGCAAUAGUAAAACAUAAAACAUAAACAUUCAUUCGUAUAUUUUUAUAUCUUUUGUAACAAACUGUAGUGUUGGUUUAAGUGACACUGGUUGAUUAAAAGAUCAUUCUCAAAUGUGCCGUGGAAAAAUAAACACAUUUGAACC